Messenger RNA from Varroa destructor (honeybee mite), 1092 nucleotides. RefSeq lists its product as uncharacterized. The record is from RefSeq and is a predicted model, not a curated record. NCBI's taxonomy places the organism in Eukaryota, Metazoa, Arthropoda, Arachnida, Mesostigmata, Varroidae.
GCAGCAAGACACCAAAAGAAAGACAACAAUCUCAACUGUGGCGCAAAGUAGCUAAGAGCUCUGGACUAGUCUACAGCAGCAGACAAACAAGGCAUAUUAUGGUUCGACUGUUCAAUGUUGUUCUCUGCGCUUCCCUCGUGGCCGCAGUCAUCGCUGCCCCGGCCGCAGAGGAGACGGUAAUUUCCGCGGCUCCUACUGCCGAUGCAAAUCCUGAUGCCAAAUCCAUUGAUGGCGAAGAGAAAGUUGAAGGUCGCGGGCUCGGUUUUGGAGGACCUGGUUUCAUAGGCGGUUACGGCCCCGGAUUUGGAGGCCUUGGCGGUUUUAGCUACGGUGGCCUGGGCGGAUAUGGUGGAGGUUAUGGUGGAGGUUAUGGUGGAGGCUAUGGUGGAGGCUAUGGUGGAGGUUACGGCGGAGGAAGCCGCGGUAGCUAUGGAUUGUUCGAGCAAGUCGGCACCUAUGGAAGUUACGGACAAGGUGGAUUUGGCAGAUACGGUGGAGGUUAUGGCGGGUACGGUAAGGAGUACGGGGGUUACAACGGUGGAAUUGGAUAUUACGGCUAAGCCUAUAUGAGCAUGAACAGCUGCUUCAGAAGUGUUUACCCUUGACGGAUGCGCACUCAUGACGUGGACCUCGGAAGUCACCGUGAAAGUACAACAAACCGAGGAAUCGGAAAAUGAAGAAAGGAGUGAGUAGGAAAGAUCACGAAUGGAUGAAAAAUAGCACUGGUCGCUAAUUGUCAAUCGUUUGUUGAUUCUUAUCAACCGGUGCGCUGGCUGAUGCUCUUUGGAGGAGUAUAAAAAAACAUUAGUACAAGGAUUGUUGUACUUGCCUUUUGGCUUCGUAAAGAUCUCGCGGGUGUACGUCCUAAAUGAGGGUGACGAUGGAAGCAACGAGGAAGAUGAGAUCAGCAAUAAGAACAACAACAAUACUGUCAGCAAACAAGACGAAGAAGCAAACUGCGUAAAACUGUGAUAUGAAUACCUACCUGAUAAAUAUGGAACCAGCCAAAUGGUCGCUUGCUAUUAAAUGGCUAUUGGUUGAAUCACUGGAAUUACUUAAUAAAUUUAGAUCGACCACACUAACUGAAUACAA